AUGCCGACUCAGGUUUCUCCAAGGCCUGGAGCCAUUGCUGCUGAGAGACAACAAGCUGCUAAUAACAUUCGACUGUCACGUAUAAUGUCAUCUCAAAUGAAUGCGCAAAGGAGAAGAAGACUGAUAUCUCAGAUGCGCAGUUACCUGCGACUUGUUCGUAGAUCUGGUGGCUUGCGAACCGAGGAUGCAACGGAAAUGGGUCGUACAUUUUUGCAGACCAUGUAUGCUUUAGAAACUACUCAUGAUGACAUGCGCCUUGAUGUUGAUAACAUGUCUUAUGAGCAACUGCUGGAGCUGGAAAAUCGAAUAGGGAAUGUUAGCACUGGGCUAACCCAGGCAACUAUUCGAGCCACUCUGAGGCGACGCAAAUUUCAACCCAUCACUGCCGGUUCUACUGCCGACACUGAACAAUGUUGUAUCUGUCAGGAGGACUAUGCCAACGGAGAAGAGAUGGGCAAGUUGGACUGCGGACAUGACUUUCACUUCAAUUGCAUUGAGCAAUGGCUUGGCUACAAGAACCUGUGCCCCAUAUGCAAGAAGACAGCUCUGGCUAUCUGA
Messenger RNA from Hibiscus syriacus, 558 nucleotides. RefSeq names its product E3 ubiquitin-protein ligase MBR2-like. The transcript is spliced from 5 exons. The coding region runs from base 1 to 558 and encodes 185 amino acids. Gene Ontology annotation, molecular function: ubiquitin protein ligase activity. The record is from RefSeq and is a predicted model, not a curated record. NCBI's taxonomy places the organism in Eukaryota, Viridiplantae, Streptophyta, Magnoliopsida, Malvales, Malvaceae.